Colossoma macropomum (tambaqui) is the source of this 2017-nucleotide messenger RNA. Its product is annotated as C-type lectin domain family 10 member A-like. The record is from RefSeq and is a predicted model, not a curated record. The transcript is spliced from 16 exons. NCBI's taxonomy places the organism in Eukaryota, Metazoa, Chordata, Actinopteri, Characiformes, Serrasalmidae. The coding region runs from base 88 to 1566 and encodes 492 amino acids.
CCUUCAACCUUCAGCUCCAAAACUGCUGCACUUUCUCCUCAUCCAGCAGAUACCAAACUGACCAGAUGAGCUUCACUCCACGGUUCCAUGAUGGAUGAAGAUACAGUAGGAUUCAGCAUGAUGGACAUGAAUGCAGGAUACAGCAAAUCACGGAAAGAUCGUUUCCACGGCAAGCUCAGUUUCAUCCUUUUGGUAUCCGGAGUGUUGGUCAUCUCUGUCCUGUUUGUUAUGAGUUUUGUCAUAUUUGACUAUCAGGAGAGGAAGUUUGCAGAGUUGGAACGCUCCAUGAUGAGCCACAAUUCUUCACUUAACGCGAUUAAUUCUGAACUGAAAGGCAAACUGGAAGACACAGGACCCCAAAUGAAGAUGUUGUCCGAUGUUCAGACUUCAGUAAACAACCUGGGUUCCUUACUCGGUUCCCUUUCUUCCAAACUGGAGACCAAACAGCAGGACGCAGCCGGCCAGCAGGACGGUCAGUGCAGAGAGCUGAAGAGCUUCGUGGAACAUCUGAAUACCUCUUUAUCAGAGCUGGCAGCCAAACUACAGGAUACUGUCAUGCGGCAGGAUGUGAAACUGAGUGAAAUUGGGGAUUCCCUGACUGCUGUGAAUUCAUUAUUGGCAUCUUUUGAAUCAAAGCAGCAGAAACGAACACAGGACUCUGAUCAGAGAGUCAUGGCAGCUCUGAGCGAAAUGAAAGCUAAACUAGAGAGCAACAGUAAAGCAGCAGAAUCUCAGAACAGGACGCUGAUUGAGGUGGUGAAAUUGUCUUCUUCUGUAGCGUCUCUGUCCUCUAAGCUACAGAGCACAGAUCAGAGAGUGAUGGCUGCGCUGAGUGACAUGAAGACCAAACUGGAGAGCAGCAGUAAAACAGCAGAAUCUCAGAACAGGACGUUGAUUGAGGUGGUGAAAUUGUCUUCUUCUGUAGCGUCUCUGUCCUCUAAGCUACAGAGCACAGAUCAGAGAGUGAUGGCUACUCUGAGUGAUAUGAAGACCAAACUGGACAGCAGCAGUAAAACAGCAGAGUCUCAGAGCAGGACGUUGACCGAGGUGGUGAAAUUGUCGUCUUCUGUAGAGUCUCUGUCCUCUAAGCUGCAGAGCACAGAUCAGAGAGUGAUGGCUGCUCUCAGUGAAAUGAAGGCUAAACUGGAGAGCGGCAGUAAAACAGCAGGAGGAUCGACUUGUAAGCCUGGAUGGACUCUUUAUGGCUCCAAGUGUUACUUUUUCUCUGAUGACAAACUGAACUGGCACCAGGCACGAGAUUACUGCAGGUCCCAGAAUGCCUUGCUGCUCAAACUGGAAGCUAAAGAUGAACGGGCGUUUGUCACUGCCAGGACUACGUCGGAUUUCUACUGGGUUGGUCUCACAGAUGAAAACACAGGGCAGUGGAGAUGGGACGAUGGAACGCCUUACGUCAUGAAUAAAGAUGAGUGGGAACCCGGACAGCCGGACAACUGGAAGGAUCACGGUCUGGGAGAGGAAGGAGAAGACUGUGGACAUAUAAAGAUGUCCGGGAAGUUUAAUGACGCCCACUGCUCUAUUAAAAUGCAGUACAUCUGCAAGGCGUAGAUCACACUGCAUGAAAAUGACUGAUAUGUUGGAUAUUCAUGAGAAAAUCCAUGUUAGCAAAAUUCAUUUUAGCGAUUUGGUGCUUUUAUUAACAAAACUAAAUUCUGCUGUUUUUCAUUUGCUUUUUAAAUGCAUAAAAUACUGGAUUUUUCUUUUGAUUUGAAGUUGAUUGAUUCUUUUAUUGCUACACACCUAUACAACCCUGUCGUCAGUGCGAAACACAAUAGUCAUUAAGCGAUACACAACAGCACAUUCACACAGUCAGUGAUGGACAUUAACAAAGUAGAUGUACUUCAUUGCUGCACUUAAACCCUUUUUUCAAGUAUCUGUACUUUUAUAAGGUAUAUUUCUUUAGAUACGAAGGACAACAUGGACCUCACUCACUCACUCGCUCACUCACUCGUAAUUAACAAGUGUAUCCACAAGGGGGAGCUACUAGCACUCUGGUAAC